UUUUGUUAUCAAGCAUCUCCCCCUGCAGGGCGUCGCCCUUAUAAGUGAGCAUUUAAGCCCCUCCUACACGAAGGCAUUCGCCACAUUUCGAAGUUGGGACAAAGGACGCGGCUAGCUCCCAUCAGGCGCCUUCAAGUCACAGACAUGACGAAACUCCGCAAGGCCCGGCGAGUCCGGCGGCCACCGAAGUGAGGAGGGUUUACAAGCAGACUCGGAAAAUGGUGCUCGAUUGUGAUGGCUUUGUUGAGGUACGUCUGGACGACCUUGGGAGCCACCAUGUUUCUGGGCACGGCGAGCGUGGUGAUGUGCACCAUUUGGGCGCAGCAGCUGCCACCGCCCCAGAACCGCCCGUUUCCGCCCCCGCCUCCACCUUGGUGGGAUCCGGAGUCGCGACCACACACCCCGCAGCGCGGGCCCAUGCCGCCCCGAGUGUGGCCCUUCCCGGCCACGCUGAACCUCAUCAGGCCCGGACUGUGGAGCACCUACAACGGCACUCUGCUGCAGGCGGUCUCGCCGGAGGAGGUCACCUUCAUCACCCGCCUCCACAACGAGCUGCGCCAGACGCUCGCUGCCGGAAAGCUGCCGGGAUUCCCGACGGCGGCAGACAUGCUUCGCCUGGAGUAUGACGGAGAAGUGGCACGUCGCGCCCAAGUCCACUCACAGAGUUGCCGCUUCCAACAUGGCUGCUUUGGAUGCGGGCAGAUAAGGGGCUACAUCGGCCAGAACCUGUUCCUGGCACCGAGAGGCAACUGGGAGCAGGCGAUUAGGACCUGGUGGGACGAACACCGAAAGACGAACCGUGACGUCAUCAGCCGCUACAACUUCUCUCCCCGCAACGGACACUUUACGCAGAUAGCCUGGUCCCGCACUGGAAAAGUUGGCUGCGGUGCCACCGACUGUCCACAGCUGGGUGGGCGCUACAUGGUCUGCAACUACGAACCUGGGGGCAACAUGCUUAGGCAGCCGGUCUACAGGGAGGGCUGGCCGUGCUCCCAGUGCCCCCAGGGAAUGAGCUGCACAUCGCUGGACGGUCAGGAAUCCCAAGAAAUGUCGCUGUGCGGAAGCGAGUCUUUCAAUUGUCCACCAGAGCCCCCGGCACUUUCAAAUCGCCCAGCCUCAACUUCGUCACCAGAAGUGCCCACAUUGCUCACAAGGCCAGGCACCUAAAUUACUCAAACCCACCAUGCUGUUUCAUGUUAGGAGAUGAAGAUUGAUCAAACAAACUUCAACAUUGUUUUAGUUAUUUAUUUUUCAUGUAUAUUGGAGAACCUGAUCUUCAUGCCAAGAGAAUGCUUCUAAUUUCAAUUUGACAACUCGAGACGCAUGUCUUCUUUGUCAAAUUUUUUUCUCGUGAAUAAAAAAAAGGCAAAGCU
This is a messenger RNA of Dermacentor silvarum, 1373 nucleotides long. Its product is annotated as scoloptoxin SSD976. The transcript has 8 exons. Gene Ontology annotation, cellular component: extracellular region. Bases 235 to 1167 code for a protein of 310 amino acids. Lineage: Eukaryota; Metazoa; Arthropoda; Arachnida; Ixodida; Ixodidae. The record is from RefSeq and is a predicted model, not a curated record.